This is a messenger RNA of Sordaria macrospora k-hell, 2715 nucleotides long. RefSeq lists its product as uncharacterized. Gene Ontology annotation, molecular function: calcium ion binding; calcium channel activity. Gene Ontology annotation, cellular component: membrane. Lineage: Eukaryota; Fungi; Ascomycota; Sordariomycetes; Sordariales; Sordariaceae. Gene Ontology annotation, biological process: calcium ion transmembrane transport; intracellular calcium ion homeostasis. The record is from RefSeq and is a predicted model, not a curated record.
AUGUCCUCUGCGAAUCCUCCACCAACCUUGCACGUCCGGGUGCCGUCCGAGGUUCCGACUCCUAUGGACCACGACGAUGACUAUUAUAAACACUCCAACGGUAUCGACCACACCCACCUUCAUGUUCCCGACUCAGGCGCCCUCAGCCCGGCCUCUUCUGGUCAUGGCGACAGGGAGAUGGCCAAUAGGUUAAACGACGACCUCGAACUCAUGCGUGCCGAACGCAUGGUCUCCAGACAAGUACGGGAAGACGAGUCGAGGCGGUCCAAAUCCAAGAACAGGAGUACCGAAAAUCUCGAGGACGUCUUUGAUACAGUCGCCGGUGCCGGUGCCGGAGCCGCGCCUACCCCGGCAGUUACUACCGCCGCAAAGACGACAUGGCUUACCCGCACUUGGGCACGACUAAGGAAGUUCCCACGAGUGCUGCGCUACAUCGUCUACUCGAUUCCUCCAGCCAUUCUUAUCCUCAUUCCCAUCUUCUUGGAUCUUUUCGCAUACAAUAGGCAUCAGGAUGUCGGCGAGAACCGGGGUGUUAGGCUCCUCUGGUUCGGCAUUUGGUUGGAAGUCGUUUGGCUGAGUCUAUGGGCUACUAGGGUUAUCACCUGUCUCAUGCCAUUCGCCGUAGCAUGGAUCGCCGACACCUUUGGGUCCAGCAACCACAAGAAGUGGAAGGAUAUUGGCCGUCAACUCGAGUUCCCUACCGCCAUGUUCAUCUGGAUGCUGGUCGUCUUGGUGACCUACAAUCCGAUCCUAAAGGACCACCGAAUCGACAAGGGCGAAGAUGCUGGCGACAAGGAUUCCGCCUGGAUCUCCAUUGUGUACAAGAUCAUUCUCGCCUUCUUCAUUCUCGCGGCACUGAACUUUGUCGAGAAGAUCUUGAUCCAAUGGAUUGCCUCCUCGUUCCACCGCCGGACCUAUUCUCUUCGCAUUUACGAAAAUCAUGCGCAGAUUGAGUGUCUCGUCGCUCUGUACACAUAUGCCAAAACUUGUCUCGAGGCGCAGGAUCCGGUCUGGAACCCCAACUCGGUUGGAGGCGACUCGUCCGGGAUGCGUACCCCGAUGAAGACCAUGAAGACGAACGCUCGGCAAGCUUGGAGCAAGGUCGGAAACGCCGCCAACCGGUUUGCCGGCGAUAUCACGGGCAGGCGCAUUCUGAAAGGAAACCAUCCCCGCAAGGUCGUCAUGGAGCUGCUUCGUUCGACCAACUCGAGUUACACUCUAGCUCGCGUCUUCUACCGUACCUUUGUCCAGCCUGGCAGAGACACUAUCACGUUGGAAGACAUUCUGCCCGCCUUCCCCAAUCAGGAGGAAGCGGAGACCUGCUUUGCUGUUUUCGACAAGGACUUCAACGGCGACAUCUCCAUGGAAGAAUUGGAGAUGGUCUGCAGCGAGAUCCACCUGGAGAAGAAGGCCAUUGCGGCUUCGUUGAAGGAUCUUGAUUCGGUUAUCAAGAAGCUUGACAAGGUCUUCAUGUUUAUCAUUAUCGUGAUUGUCAUCAUUGUGUUUAUCAGCAUCAUCUCCAACUCGGCUGCUGCCGCGCUGACCUCGACGGGCACCGUUAUUCUGGGUCUGUCUUGGUUGCUUCAGGCGACAGCCCAGGAGUUCCUUCAGUCCAUCCUUUUCGUCUUCGUCAAACACCCCUUCGAUGUCGGCGACCGCGUCACCAUCUACGGUAACACCGGCUCCCUGAUGCGCGGCGACGACUACUACGUCCUCGAGGUCUCGCUCCUGUAUACCGAAUUCAAGAAAAUGGAAGGCCACGUCGUGCAAGCGCCCAACUCGAUCCUCAACACGCUCUUUAUCCUCAACCAGCGGCGCAGUCAAGGUCUCGCGGACCCCGUCAACCUGACGCUCCGCUUCGGCACCACCGAGUCCCAGAUUGAGGAACUCAAGGCCCGCAUGCUCGACUUCUGCAUCAAGAACCAGCGCGACUACGCGCCCCGCAUCAUCUCCGAGGUGAGGACCAUCGACGAGGUUUAUAGUAUCAACAUGAACAUCAUCUUCUUCCACAAGAGCAACUUCCAGAACGAGCUGUUGAGGCUUACUAGGCACAACAAGUUCGCUGUGGAGUUGAUGCACCAGAUGGACGACAUGGGCAUCCAGGGCCCCCGUCUUAUGGCCCCUGGUGGAAGGCAGAAUAUGCCUCUGUUUUGGUCUCAGGUUCCUGGUGGUGGUGGUGCUGGUGGUGCUGGUGGUGCUGGUGGUGCUGGUGGUGGCGAUGGCCAGCUACCUGUUCAGAACGGAAACGGAGGACCGCAGCACCAACAAUUCCAACAGCCACCAAUCCAACCAGUUCCCCCACCAUCCAUCCCCUCCCCUUCCCCCUCCGACUUUUUACGCCGUCGCCACCGCGCCGACUCUCGUGCCACGGUAGUGGAAUCAGGCGUCGACUUCCAAGACGUCUACAUGAACCGCCGCCCCGAACCGCUAGGCGGGCACGGAAUCCAUCGUCUGGCGUCCAUCAGGCAGCGUGACGAGGAGGAAGAAGAGGAUGAACUAGACGAGAAGAAACAACUCAGCAAUGACAUGGCGUCGGAACUAGACCAGAGAUUGGAAAAGAUGUCGAGUAGGGGCGUCAGUCCCGGCCCCAGACCUAGUCGUGACGGGAGCAUGUCGCAUACGUCGGGGAGGAGAGCGAGGAUGAAUAUGUUUGGACGCGGGAGGUCAAGGAGUGUGGUGGCGGCUACGCAGCCGCCGGGCGGAGACCAGGUUUAG